GUUGCUCUGCUGGACAUCGAUAUCUGCGGGCCAUCCAUCCCUAAAAUGAUGGGUCUGGAAGGAGAACAGGUUCAUCAGAGCGGAUCUGGCUGGUCUCCAGUGUAUGUUGAAGAAAACUUAGGUGUCAUGUCAGUGGGGUUCUUGCUCAGUAGUCCUGAUGAUGCUGUCAUCUGGAGAGGACCCAAAAAGAAUGGGUUGAUCAAACAAUUUCUUCGUGAUGUGGACUGGGGUGAAGUCGACUACCUGAUUGUAGAUACACCUCCAGGAACAUCGGAUGAACAUCUGUCUAUUGUGCAGUACCUCAGUGCAACGCAUGUCGAUGGGGCUGUUAUAAUCACUACCCCUCAGGAAGUAGCACUUCAGGAUGUUCGGAAGGAGAUCAACUUCUGCCGUAAAGUGAAACUGCCAAUCAUAGGUGUUGUGGAAAACAUGAGUGGCUUUAUAUGUCCAAAGUGUAGGAAAGAGUCCCAGAUCUUUCCCCCGACUACUGGAGGUGCAGAGAAGAUGUGUCAGAAUUUAAAUGUUUCCCUCCUGGGUAAAGUGCCUCUAGAUCCUCAGAUAGGAAAAUGUUGUGACAAAGGCCAGUCUUUCUUGUCUGAAGCACCUGAGUCUCCAGCUACAUCAUCAUACAGGAACAUCAUUCAGAGAAUUCAGGAGUACUGUGAUCAACACCAUUUUCCAGAAGAAAAGAUUAUCUAAUCUGGGAAUGGAAUAAAAAUGUAGUUCAUGUUUAAUAGAAAAAUAACUUAUGCGUUGAUAUGAUAGAAGGAAUGUAUUCUUUUUGUAUAUUGCAAAUAAAUUCUUA
Nestor notabilis (Kea) is the source of this 805-nucleotide messenger RNA. RefSeq names its product nucleotide binding protein 1 (gene NUBP1). The record is from RefSeq and is a predicted model, not a curated record. Gene Ontology annotation, biological process: iron-sulfur cluster assembly. Gene Ontology annotation, molecular function: iron-sulfur cluster binding; ATP-dependent FeS chaperone activity; ATP binding. NCBI's taxonomy places the organism in Eukaryota, Metazoa, Chordata, Aves, Psittaciformes, Psittacidae. Gene Ontology annotation, cellular component: cytosol. The transcript is spliced from 8 exons. The annotation marks the transcript as partial.